This is a messenger RNA of Papilio polytes (common Mormon), 900 nucleotides long. Its product is annotated as pancreatic lipase-related protein 2-like. The record is from RefSeq and is a predicted model, not a curated record. Gene Ontology annotation, molecular function: lipase activity. The coding region runs from base 16 to 900 and encodes 294 amino acids. Lineage: Eukaryota; Metazoa; Arthropoda; Insecta; Lepidoptera; Papilionidae. Gene Ontology annotation, biological process: lipid metabolic process. The transcript is spliced from 4 exons.
AGUCGCUACAUCUGGAUGCCAGACGGCGAGGGCAACCCGCACUUGGUAGACCUCCACGAGCCCGUCGAUGAAGAGUUUUUAAAAACCAGAAACGGUGCCGACAACCAGUACUGGCUCUUCACCAGGUCUAACCCUAACAACCGCCAAGUGUUGGUGCACGGGAACGUGAACUCUGUGCGCAACUCAAACUACAGAGCCGCCCGCCCGAUUAAAGUUAUCGUCCACGGCUGGAACAACAACGGGAACACCGCUAUGAACCCUACCAUUACAUCCGCAUUCCUCGCAGUACAAGACGCCAACGUCAUCGUCGUAGAUUGGAACAGAGUGGCCAACAGUAACUACAAUACCGCGGUCCGUGGUGUGCCAAACGUCGGCCAACAUUUGGGCAACUUCUUGGUGUGGCUCAUCAACAAUGCCGGCGGCAACUGGAACAACGUCCAUUUGAUAGGCUUCAGCUUGGGUGCUCAUGUCGUCGGUAACGCCGGCCGCACUGCUGGACGCCGUGCCGCUCGAGUUACCGGAUUGGAUCCUGCGGGUCCGCAAUGGGGUGGAAAUUCAAAUGCACUCAACCGUAACUCGGGAGUUUACGUAGAGUGCAUUCACACGGACGGCCGGCUCCUCGGCAUCAUGGACGCUAUCGGCCAUGCAGACUUCUAUCCCAACGGCGGUAGAAACCCGCAGCCGGGCUGCGGCACCAGCCUCUGUUCGCACGGACGAGCUACGGAUCUCUUCGCUUCCAGUGUCCGAACCAACCACUUUGUCGCCAGACGGUGCCCGAACAUUCACGAGGCUGAACUGUCUACAUGCAACGGUAACACUUUCAACAUGGGCAACGGUAUCGUCGGUAAACGAGGAUCUGGAUUAUUCGGUCUCCGCACCAGGAACUCUUGGCCUUUUUAA